This is a messenger RNA of Bactrocera latifrons, 5009 nucleotides long. RefSeq lists its product as uncharacterized. The record is from RefSeq and is a predicted model, not a curated record. Lineage: Eukaryota; Metazoa; Arthropoda; Insecta; Diptera; Tephritidae.
ACACGCUUACAAUUUGCUGCAGAAAAUUGAAAAUGGCUGAGUUUGUGCAAAGAAACUUUACUGCAUUAGAAAAAUUUCCACAAAUAUUUGGAGAAAAACUUGUGUAAAAAUACUAAGUUAUGAAAAAUGCGCAUUGUGAAAUUAAAAAGUGUUAAAAUUUAAACAUACAACAAUAGAAAAGAGCGUUUGAAAAAGUGCAUAUUUUUCUCGCUUAGAACAAGAUAAAUUGCAAAGAUAGAAUUUACGUAUACAGAGGCCAUAGCCAUCAACUGUCAGUGAAAAAAGUAUUACUCAAUAGAGGUUUAAUUUAUUAAUGGAACUAUAAUUUGAAUACAUUAUCAAACUUUUAAUUACGUUUUGUAAUAUAAAAUUACAUUUGUGAAGUACUAUAAAAAUAGAAAAGGGACAAAUUUUAUUUAGCCCUAUUCGUGUAACGCAUACACAAGAUUAAAAAACUAAAUAGCUCAAACGAAAAAGGGCAUACCUAUGUAGUUUGCUAAUUUAAUAUCUAUGUACAUACCAUUGUAUUGUAUAUUGCAAUAAUUUAGAAUGUCCGCCGAUUCUGGUGAUAGUGAUAUUGACUCACGUCCUUCGUGUAGCCAAAAUCGACGUGUAACUCGAGGAAAUGCUAAUCAUGGUGGUGGUAAUUGUACUGAAACUAGGAAAGGUAGAAAACGUCGCAUCGUCAUGCGCAUCGAAUUUGAUGACAGUGGUGAAGAUAGUUCUUCGGCUUCAGAAGUGUCGGGCGGAGAUGGUCAAGUAGAAAACGGUAAUAAUAGUCAGCCACAAUCAUUUUCUACUAUACCGCGAAGAACUCGCCAAAAUGGUAGGCCUCUUGGAGGAAAAAUGCCCAUCAAAAAUGAUGGUUCCGAUGAUUCGGAUAACAUUCGUAGAAACAAUACGCAGCGUCUUCGGAAGAAGCGUACAAAUAUGAUUAACAUGGAUGGAAGCGAUUCGGAUGAGUCUUCAAGUGGUAGUGAGAUAAAUCACUCGGUAAAAACGCGUACAGCAAAAUCGUCGAAGAAAAUUAUCAUCUCGGAAGAUGAACAAAUGCAUUCUUCGGAAGAAAAUCAAAGCAACAGCAAACAAACCGAAAUCGCCACCGAGGCUGGUUUCAAUUCGGACAGUAGUAGCAACGAGCUGCUCGAGAAAUGCCCAAUUUGUCUCUUGACUUUUCGACAACAAGAAAUCGGUUCGCCGGCAACAUGUGCACACAGUUUUUGCUCCAGCUGCAUCGAAGCUUGGUCCAAGAAUGUGCAGACAUGUCCUAUCGAUCGCAUCGAAUUCGAUCGCAUUGUCGUGCGGGAUAAUUUUGAAAAUCGUAGAAUCGUGCGCGAGAUUAACGUCGAUCCCAAUAAGAUUAGUAAAGAACUGGUAUUGGAUGAUGAAGCGGAUGGUGUCGAUGAAGAUGUGACUUAUUGUGAGAUCUGCAAUAGUCCAGAACGAGAAGACGUAAUGCUCUUGUGUGAUGAAUGUAAUCAAGGCUAUCAUAUGGAUUGUCUCACACCACGUCUAACGCAAAUUCCAGAAGGAUCAUGGUAUUGCGACAACUGUUUUGAUCCAUCGGCUGAAAGUGACAAUGUGUCAGAAGAUUUAAAUUUGCUUUACGAAGAUAUACGCGACAUGGGCAUACCGCAAGCGGCGUUACGUGUAACUGAAUUGCAGCAGCCUCGCAUAUUGCGCACGCGUCAAAAUGAACGUAUACGUGCGGCCGUUUUACGCACAACACGCAGUCGGGCGCGCAUCGAAACAACCACAACCACUACAACAAGCGCAGGUACCAGUCGCGGUCGUGGCAGGCCUCGUAACAGUACAACCACCACCACGACGACCACAACCACACGCACCACAAGACCAUCAACUACACGUCGUAAGCCGAGCAGGCGUCGCCGACGUCGCACACGCAAACGUACAUAUGUUGUUGAGUAUGAUUUGAAUAAUUUCGAUGAGAAGUUCGCAAUUAAAACUACAAAGAAAAUUAUUAGAAGACGUCGACGCAAGCGCAGAGCAUCAGCACGCAAUACUGCACGAACCAGUACUGGCGGACGUAUGACGGCUAGCAAGCGCUUGGCAGAGCAGAUGGGUGUUAAGAAAGAUCCCACAUACACUUCACACCUGUCUGGCACGUCAGCUGGACUAUCACUGUUUGGCGGUGCCAAUGAUUUGGAGUACUUUUCGGAUAGUGAUAACGGUGGUAUUGAACAUGAAAUUCAAGUAGAGACAGGACAUGGCACCGCUCUACAAACCUCCAUACGCAUAUCGAACUUUGGCUCGCAACGAGCACGCAAAGGUAUUCUCUUAGGCCGCCUACAAGGCAAUAAUAGACGUAAUGUUCUCCCAGAUUUACCAGCACAAACUGCAACACCCACUAGUGGUGAUCUGUUAUCCAGCAUUAUGAACAUGCAAGAUCGUUGGCAUAAUGCAGCCAGAAACAUGGAAAGUGUGCAUAUUAGUGCUGACGGCACUUUGCAACUGCCCAGUAGUGGAAUUAACAUGAACGAUAGCAAUAGUUCUAGUGUCAAUGCGGACUCAAAUCAGCGGCAAACAUCACGUAACUCAGUCAGUGCUAAUGAGCAACAAUCACGCACCCCUAUCAACCCACUUGAGGGGGUCACACAAGCGCCGAUGUAUCCGCGUGGUGGAGGCGGAAACCAAAACUUCGGCGGCGGCAAUAGUGGUGGCGGUGGUGGUAACUACAAUAAUCGAUACAGUAACAAUCAAAACAAUUAUCGCGGUAGUGGCGGUGGAGGUCAAUAUAGACACUCUAUGGGUGGUAGUGCUGGUGGUGACGGAAACGAUGGCAGCCGUGGAAAUUUCAAUUUUAGUAAUCAAAAUUUGAACAACAGCAACAACCCGAAUCAGAACCCAAAUUUUUCACCUUUCUCGAUGCGUUUCAAUCAACGUAAUAAUCAGCGCAACAAUAAUCAACGAAACUCUUUGCCAUUUAUGCAUCGUAACGAUGACGAUCGACAACAGCACCAACAACAAAACCAAACACAAAAUAAACCGAAUGAAGGCAAUAAUCCCUUUAGGACUGGACUGCCACCACCUCAGCAACAGAAUAUGUCAAAUGAAAAUCCGCUCUUUGGUGAUCUACCACCACCAGUAAGAUCUGCACCAUUAAUGUCUGCUGUGCCACUGGGUAUGGCUGGUCCGCCACCUGUGUCUGGACUACCGCCGAUGGCAGGUCCACCGCAUAUGACAGGACCACCUCCCAUUAUGGGAACGUUACCAAUGUCGAGACCGCCACCACCAGCAAUGGCUAUGAGUGGCCCACCGCCACCACUGGCAAUGCAUUCGCCAAUGCAAACAAUGAGACCGCUAAUGACUGUGCCACCACCACCUGCGCCACCUCCGGGUGUGCCUAUGCCUUGGGCCACACCACUCUUUCAACAAUUGAAUAACGAUUAUGGAAAUGACGAUGAUGACUCCAAUUGUCCGAACUUUUCCGUAUACUCAGCCGAAUCCCAAGAAGUUGCCAAAUCAGCAGAAAUGCAAUCACAAACUCAGCAGAACAGCGAAGCAGCUAAGGAAGACGAUGAAAAUGAAGAUUUAGUACAAUUAGAUGAUGAUGAUGAAAUACCAAUGCCACCAGAAACUAAUCCAAAUGAAUCUCCAACUACAGUCAAAGAUUCUGACUUAUAUGAGCCAGAAAAUCCUACAGAAGAAAACGAGGACGAUGACGUCGCCGAUCGCGGCGAUGACGACGACGACGACGAAGAACUUAAAAAACAAGAGAACAGUGAAGACAAUGAAAAGGAUGAAGUUGACAAGACAAAUGAAAACCACGAAACUGUGGAAGAAAUUGCUUCACCACGUCCUGGUCGGCGCGAUAGCGUGGACAAUUGCGACUCACAAUAUGAUCCGGAACAUGAAAUCAUAUCCAACGAGGAUUCUAAUAUGGCGGUGGAGGAUAAUAAAACAGAAAAGUUGGACGAUUGUAAUAAAAGUAAUAAUGAAACGUUGGAAAAGGAGCACGAACCUAAGGACGGUCAUAGCGAUCACUCACGUUCACCAAGUCCAACAGAAUCCGAGAUGAAAUUGCCCGAAAAUGAUGUAGGCAUUGCAAAUAAGAAGGGCGUAUUGGAAUUGUACGAUGAUAGUGAUUGGGAAGAACUGGAUAUUGAUAAGCCAAAGGAAUAUGAGAAAGCAGCAAAACAGUCAGAAAAAUCUGACUUAGAAGAAGGUCAGUGUGAAGAGCAGGAUGAGACAACUUCAGACAAGCUUAAGGAACGCAGUAAAAGGAAUAAGAGUAAGGGUAAAGAAACAGAUGAUAAAAACGAAGGCGAACUUGAUCGAUCUUAUACACCAUGCCUGGAUGAGAACAAUGAACCAGAAGAAGGCCAUGAAAAUGAAAAAUUCGAUGAGACGGGCGCAAAGUUGCUAAAUGCCUCCAAGGAUUCGAAUGAACCGGACACGGAAGGCGGUAAAACGCCCGAAGUUAUUGCCAGUGCACCGGUCGCCAUUGAAACCGAACUAAUUUCGGACGACGAUGAGAAUGCACGUGGCUCAAGGAAGCGAAGAAGUAGCAAAAAACGUGAUAAACGUGACAAAAAAGUUGAAACAUUCAAAAAAGUAAGCAACAAACAAAAGGUACGCAAUUACCGCACCGACAAGCAACAAGUAGGUAAAUAUAAAGUGCGACAUCAAUCGUCAAAAUCACGUUCUCGUUCUAAAUCUAUAUCAAGAAGUCGUUCACGCACUCGGAGUCGCAGUCAUAGCCGCAUACGCAGUCGUUCGCGAUCACCACGAGUCGCCGUAAAUCGCUCUCGUUCACCCCAUUCAGGUAGAUCACGUUCGCGAUCGCCACGUGGUCGUGGCCGUAGACGUUCCCGCUCCCGUUCCCGUUCAUUACGUUCACGUAGUCGAUCAAACAACAAGGAGAACAAGUGGCGACAAGGUGGUCGCUAUAAUAAUAACCAGACCAGAUUUCAUGAUCGAAAUAAACAAAAAAAUCAAUAUCGUCCCAAACGUAGAGAAAUUCCACGCUAUAAUGUACGAAACGUUGU